UCUAAGUGGACCGGGUCGCAAAUCAAGAUCCAGAUCCUAAAUCCAAAUCCCUCAAUCCACAGCAUCUCUCUCUAGCAGAACUUCCAGACUCCAUUCCCUGCCCUCGAACGAAGAAGGAUGCAGGCCAUAUCGAGGCGAUUAGGUCACCGAUCCCCGAUAUCUUCUUUCAAAUCAAUUUACCCGCUAUCCGAUCACCUUUAUGGAGCUGAUCACCCACGAUACGGAUCUACUCUGGCAACCAGAGGUGUAGGCCACCUUAUUCGCAAGGGCACUGGUGGAAGAUCCUCUGUCAGUGGAAUUGUUGCUACGGUGUUUGGAGCUACAGGGUUCCUUGGUCGAUAUGUUGUGCAACAGCUUGCAAAAAUGGGCUCUCAAGUUUUAGUUCCGUUCAGAGGUUCUGAUGAUGAUCCUCGCCACCUCAAGUUGAUGGGUGAUUUGGGUCAGAUAGUACCAAUGAAGUACAACCCGAGAGAUGAGAAUUCCAUUAAGGCUGUAAUGGCAAAGGCCAAUGUUGUUAUUAAUCUUAUUGGAAGGGAUUAUGAGACAAGAAACUACAGUUUUGAGGAAUUGAAUCAUGCCAUGGCCGGACAACUUGCUAUGAUUUCUAAAGAACAUGGAGGUAUAAUGAGAUUUAUUCAAGUUUCUUGUUUAGGAGCAUCUGCAUCAUCACCAUCACGACUGCUAAGAGCUAAGGCUGCUGGAGAGGAAGCUGUUUUGAGAGAAAUGCCUGAGGCAACAGUCAUGAAACCUGCUGUGAUGAUUGGUACAGAGGAUCGUAUUUUGAACCGGUGGGCCCACUUCACAAAAAAAUAUUCCUUUCUCCCGCUCAUUGGAGAUGGAUCUACCAAAAUCCAACCUGUAUAUGUUGUUGAUAUUGCUGCUGCAAUUAUUGCAGCCUUGAAAGAUGAUGGAACCAGUAUGGGGAAAGUAUAUGAGCUUGGUGGGCCAGAAAUCUUUACCGUGCAUGAAUUGGCAGAGCUUAUGUAUGACGUGAUUCGUGAAUGGCCUCGCUAUGUGAAAGUUCCAUUUCCCAUUGCCAAGGCCUUUGCAACACCACGAGAAAUAUUGCUUAAUAAGGUUCCAUUUCCGUUACCUAAUCCUAAGAUGUUCAACCUGGAUGAGAUCAAUUCCCUUACCAUGGAUACAGUCGUGUCAGAGAAUGCUUUAACAUUCAGUGAUCUUGGGAUUGUACCACAUAAGCUGAAGGGAUACCCUGUUGAGUUUCUAAUCUCAUAUCGUAAGGGUGGCCCACAAUUUGGUUCUACAAUCAGUGAAAGGGUUUCCCCUGAUUCCUUCCCUUAAGAUUCUUUGAUCUUUCGUUUUGAAAUGCUUGUGGUCCAUUGCCAAUUUGGAAACUUGGAACACAUAUGACGCUAGCAAUUUCUCAAGGGAACAAAGAUAUGGACCAAAUGAUCUUGCUUGUUUUGUUCACAGUCAAAGAAAUAUUCAUCAUAAUAACCAUGCUUUACUUGGGAAACUUGUUGAUUUGCCAUUUAUAAGAAUUGCAGUUGUAUCGCUUUUGGAGUUGGUAGCCUCGGCGUAGCAAGUGCUUGAAGAGGGGGCAAUUUCCUGAUUGUUUGCAUAGUUAGGAAUAAGCUGAAUUGUAGAUGCCUAACAUUAUUCUCCAGGGCUGUAUGACUCUCAUUUUUGGGACUUUUAGAAAGGAAAAAAGGUGAUGGUUUUUUCUUGGUAGCAGAAAUGUUUCUGUUAUGUGUUUGUUCUUGUGGUUUGACGAUUUUGGUUUUCAUUUAUGUUCUUUGGAGUUUGAAAUGAUUUAUUUAUUUAUUUAUUUUACAUUCUAAAGGUGAA
This is a messenger RNA of Populus trichocarpa (black cottonwood), 1809 nucleotides long. RefSeq names its product NADH dehydrogenase [ubiquinone] 1 alpha subcomplex subunit 9, mitochondrial. The coding region runs from base 118 to 1302 and encodes 394 amino acids. Gene Ontology annotation, cellular component: mitochondrion. Gene Ontology annotation, molecular function: protein-containing complex binding. The record is from RefSeq and is a predicted model, not a curated record. NCBI's taxonomy places the organism in Eukaryota, Viridiplantae, Streptophyta, Magnoliopsida, Malpighiales, Salicaceae. The transcript is spliced from 12 exons.